This is a messenger RNA of Theileria annulata, 3186 nucleotides long. RefSeq lists its product as uncharacterized. The transcript is spliced from 4 exons. NCBI's taxonomy places the organism in Eukaryota, Apicomplexa, Aconoidasida, Piroplasmida, Theileriidae. The record is from RefSeq and is a predicted model, not a curated record. The coding region runs from base 1 to 3186 and encodes 1061 amino acids.
AUGUCGAUUAUCACAACUUUUAUUUUAAUAAUAAUAAAAAUCGCAGAUGAAGUUGCCUUUUCACUAUAUCACACAAAUAAAUGUGUUAGAAAUCCUUCAGUUCUUUCCAUCACAAAUAUUUCGAUAACAAAUUCAUUGAUUCCAAAUUCUUCCUUCCCUAAAACACUAUAUUAUGACCGAUUGUAUAAUAACUGUUUUAUUAAAGCUGAUACAAAUCAGUAUUUUAACUCUAAAAUACAUAAAACGGACUUAUUCUCCAAUCAGAAGUUUGUUUUAGUACACUCAGAUAACACUAAUAACUCUUUUAAUCACUAUAAUGGGUUUCUUUCAUCAGAUUCUGCACACACUACUUCUGAAAUAUCAAGUAGAAAGAAAAAAGGUUCACGCAUCAAAAGCCGGCGAGCCCAAGAACCUGAAUCAGCACCUAACAAUGAAGACUUUUUCGACUAUUUUUUGAAAAAAUUCAACGAACCUGAAAAUCCAGAUGAACUGAACUGGAAACAUCCAAUGCCAUGCGCCAUUUCGCAAAUGGCUGCACUCCAAUGUGUUAAAGAACUUAUGCCACCAAGCUCUAUACACAAAUGUUUUGAAAUAACAGAUGAUACGAAACUAGACGAUAUCAUUAACACAAAACUAGGACCUUACUACAACACUCUGAGUUAUGAUAUGUUUUUCAAGUAUCAGAAAGGAUUUUAUUUCGACAUGGAUGCAGGUGAGGUUGUCAAAAGCGAAAUUAAGCCUCUGAAGAUCCAGAAACCUGUAAACGCCCCUGAGUUAGAGUGUGACAAAGCAGUUCCAACAGUACCGAUGGGAUGGAGAACGUUUGUAAUUUUAGGAUUAUUCGACACGCCCGAUUCGAAAGAGGACCCCUCAGAGUUGUGGUGUAGUACUCCUCUCACAGACGGAGAUCCACCGCCUCGUGUAUCUUCAGGUCUCUUUAAAUACGGAGAAUACUUUAAUUUCAUGGCGUCAAGGGACGCAGUGACUCCAGAAGGAUUGCUUUUAUACACAAAGGACCAAGUGCCGCCAGGAGAACAUUUUACUGGUGAGAAAGGAGAUAUGUCAAUUAUACCAUCCGGACCCCCAGAAGAACACAAAAAAAUCAGCAAAAAUACAUAUAAAUAUAUGAUAUCUGAAGACGGGAUUUGGCCAAGAAAACAUUUCGAAAAUGUAGUAGAAUCAUUGUCAUCAUUACAAGCACUCUGGGCCAGACUUUCCACAACAAUCAUUAAGUCAACGUCUAAGGUGAUACAAAUUUUCACUAUUUCAAAUAAGCUUAACGUCCAAGAAUAUUAUAAAAACCUUAAAAAGAGUCCAGUUGAAUAUAACGUAGGUGUACUAUACUUUAUGGCAGCUCCAACACUACAUCACGCUAUGGCUUUUGCGUGUAGCGACCCUGUGGCCAGAUCAAAUUUUUAUAAGAAUUUAUUGAUUUUUGAGCCUGAAGAUGUACUGAGAGAUAUGUUAACAGCUAAGAAGGAAACAGAUAUGAAUAACCCUAGGGAAUAUAUUAUACUAGGCCACUACUCAAAGGAUCAACCAUUUCAUAUGCUAAAUGAUUUAAUGGGAAGAUUUCUAGUCCGAUCAAAUUGUGUUAGAUCAUACUUUAACCUAAAGAGCCCAAGAAAAGAUAAUAUUCACGAUUUAAACAUGCCAUUAGAACAACUAUUACCUUUUAAGGAAUAUACCAGCGAGCUAUUGAAGGACAAAAGGAUAAGAAAUGCCUGUUUGAACAAGAACUACAGCACACCUCUGGGAGAUUUGUGUAUUAUUAAUAAGUUUGACUUUGACGAUGCACUGGAGUGGGCCAGAAGAAACCCAUAUACUAGAGCAGGAUGCUACGAUAGUUUGUUUGUGACAAUGGCAGAUGAAGUUGUUUUUUAUGGCGAGAACACUAAGUUUGCCCUUCCAGUUCCAAUCCCGAAGAAACUCAUACCUUCAGGACAGGAGUAUUUACCCACAAACAGAGACCCACUUAAAAUAUUAUGUGAAAGAAUGAAACAGUAUUCAGGACACGUAUUAACGGUGCCAAAUCAAAUUAAUAAAUUUAUCCCAAAGGUUAAAGAACCUGUUCAAAAUGUUAAGGAUAAUUUGAAAAGAAGAGGCGACCGUCUUUUAAUCACUGUUAAAAAGUCAGUAUUAAACCACUUUACAAGUGAGAAUAUCUCAAGAUUGGUUUCGUCUUCCCUUAAGGAGAAUACUGAGUAUAAACUUCACAAGAGUAGUAAAUACUCCUUAGUCUUUCCUUCAACGGAAACAAUUACAGAGAGUAACAAGUUAUGUGAUGUUCAAACUUUCCCAUAUGCUCCAUUCACUCUGGAUUUGUUGAUAAAAUCGCUUGAGGAAAAUGCACCCCGGGAACUUGAUAAACCAUUUUAUGCAAGAUUUCUACAGGAUUAUGUUUAUUUUUCGCUCCCUGAGGGUCAUUUUUUCGAGCCGAAUUAUAAAUACGAUAACAAAAGGUUCAACACUGGACGUCGAGGUGAAUUUGAAACCAAUGUGGGUGCUGAGCAGAUGCUUCUAUUGGACGAGUACAAAAUCGAACCAAUGACAGGCUUUUGGGCUAGAAAAGGCGACUAUUACAUAUUCAAUAACAACGACCACCUUGUUAUAGCCCCAAAUAGAUCAAACACCGGCAAGGAAAUUGAUCCCAAGUUAUUGAAGAGUAUACUGAUACAGGACGAGGUUUUCGCAGAUAUUGUAAGAAAGGGUGGAACUAAAGAAAGAGUUGAUGUAUCAAAUUCCUACAGUAAGUAUGAUGGAAGACUUAUAUGUCACUUGACUGAUGAGGAGAGAAUGAAAACAGCUUAUACUGUCUCUCCUAUGAAUAAAAUUUAUUACGAUUUCGGUAAAAAAGAUCAACUACCAUAUUGCAGGUAUUUUGAAAGGCCAAUUGCUUAUGGUGAUAACCACCCAAAAACUUUGAUGCGCUAUUAUCCCUAUGAACUGUACCAAAUCCAGCUUGAAUUUAUGGAAAAACUUGAUAAGGGUCAUGUAUCGAUUUCUGAGGACCCUCUGAAAAAGCUGGCUAAAGGUAGCUUUAAUGCUCCCGUUAAAGAACAUAGUGUUUCUACUUGGGAGGAGCCUGACGUUAACCUGCUUAAGGAACACCCUCCUUCUGAAGCUCCUCGUGAUGCCUAUGAUCUCUAUAGAAGAUGUAGACGCCACAGACACUUAAAAGUCUAA